AUGAGGUACAUUGUGGCUUCUGCUUUAAUACUGACAAUUGUCCUCGCCGAAGAUCUUUGUAAAAGACAUACAGACGGUGAAAAUGUGUAUUGUCUCUGUGUAUAUCAAAAUCUUUCUUCAGUACCCGACGACUGCGCAGAAAAUACUACUGUUUUGGACAUUCGUGGGAAUCGUAUUAAGACACUGUAUAAUCGUUCAUUCACAGGACUACCUUAUCUGCGGAAAUUGAUUAUAUCUCAUUCUUAUGUUGAAAGGAUUGAAGUUCUAGCAUUUUACAACUUACUUGAACUAGUUUCGUUAGAUUUAAGUCAUAACGUUAUAAGGAGCGAUGGGUUGCCUAAUGGUGUGUUUCAGUCUAUGCCUCAAUUGAAACGAUUGGAUUUACGUUACAAUGCGUUUGCUGAGUAUCCAGAUAGACAACUGAGCGAUUUGGAAGGUCUUGAAAUUUUAUCUUUAAACGGCAUCAACGGACAAAAAUUUGGAAAAGGAUUUUCAAAGUUAACCAACCUUGAACAAUUUAGAUUACAGCCUUGUAACUAUGAAAUGCUACACAACGACACGUUCAAGUACCUACGUAGACUACCUAUUACUUAUUUUCCUUUGUCAUGUAAAAUACGCAAAGUAGAAACCGGGGCAUUUUUCCCACUACAGCACUUGACAUCUAUCAGUAUAUACCAAAACCGUUUUAUUCAAAUAAGUAAUUUGCUUCCAUCUUUUGUUGCGUUCAGAGGGCAUAAUAUGUCAUCAAUACUUUUGAACAACAAUAAUUUCUAUUUUGGAAAACAUUUUGAUACACUAUCGGAAAGAGACGGUGUAUUACUAGGUAAUAUUUGUGCCAGAAAAAUUUCAUUAGAAUCGAAUUCAUUAAUUGAAAUCCGGCUUGGUUUUCUCUAUGGCAUGAAAUAUAGAAACUGUAUCGAAACACUCAUCCUGCGAGGAAACUCCCUCAAUCGUCAUCAAGAAUAUUUAUUUGAGUUGAAUUUAUUGAGUAAUCUAAAAUAUGUGGACUUAUCCUCGCAGAAUCCUUAUUCCUUCAUUGGUGAAAAGACUUUACAAAAUAAUUUGAUUGGGACCCCUAGCGGGUUUACAAUAAAAUUACCAUCUACUUUAAAAUUCAUCAACUAUUCAAACAUUAUCACAAAAAAUACAAAAUUAGCCUCAAAAGUAAAAGUAGUUGGUGGGUACAAUGUUGAAGUAUUGGAUUUUUAUCAGAUUUUCGUAAAUUGA
This is a messenger RNA of Mytilus trossulus (common blue mussel), 1227 nucleotides long. Its product is annotated as chondroadherin-like. Gene Ontology annotation, molecular function: protein binding. NCBI's taxonomy places the organism in Eukaryota, Metazoa, Mollusca, Bivalvia, Mytilida, Mytilidae. The record is from RefSeq and is a predicted model, not a curated record. The transcript is spliced from 2 exons. Gene Ontology annotation, cellular component: extracellular matrix. The coding region runs from base 1 to 1227 and encodes 408 amino acids.